GUCUCGGUUCUUCACUGCAGCACGCCCGCGGACGCCAUGCGGGGGGCUCUGACGCCCCUAUCUUCGCUGCUGCCGCUGCUGCCACUGCUGUCGCUGCUGCUGCUGGGGUGCGGACCGCGGGCGGCCACCGGAGGCGGGGCCGGCGGGGCAGCGGGCUACGCGCCCGUGAAGUACGUGCAGCCCAUGCACAAAGGACCCGUGGGGCCGCCCUUCCGCGAGGGCAAGGGCCAGUACCUGGAAAUGCCUCUACCGUUGCUGCCAAUGGACCUGAAAGGCGAGCCUGGUCCACCUGGGAAGCCUGGGCCUCGGGGGCCCCCUGGCCCUCCUGGCUUCCCAGGAAAACCAGGCACUGGAAAGCCAGGGCUACAUGGACAGCCUGGCCCUGCUGGGCCCCCUGGCUUCUCCCGGAUGGGCAAGGCUGGUCCCCCGGGGCUCCCGGGCAAGGCCGGACCACCAGGGCAGCCAGGGCUUCGGGGAGAGCCGGGGAUACGAGGGGACCAGGGUCUCCGGGGCCCCCCAGGACCGCCUGGCCUCCCUGGACCCUCAGGCAUUGCUGUCCCUGGGAAGCCAGGCCCCCAAGGAGUGCCAGGGCCCCCAGGAUUCGGAGGGGAGCCAGGGCCCCAGGGGGAGCCUGGGCCCCCAGGUGAUCGAGGCCUCAAGGGGGAUAAUGGAGUAGGCCAGCCAGGGCUACCUGGGGCCCCAGGGCAGGGAGGUGCCCCUGGACCACCUGGCCUCCCUGGUCCAGCUGGCUUGGGCAAACCGGGUUUGGAUGGGCUUCCUGGGGCCCCAGGAGAUAAGGGUGAGUCGGGGCCUCCUGGAGUGCCAGGACCCAGGGGGGAGCCAGGGCCUCUGGGCCCAAAAGGGCCCCCAGGUGUGGAUGGUGUGGGGAUACCAGGGGUGGCAGGGGUACCAGGGCCACAGGGCCCAGCAGGGGCCAAAGGGGAACCAGGAACCCGGGGCCCCCCUGGCCUGAUAGGCCCCACUGGCUAUGGGGUGCCAGGACUGCCAGGCCCUAAGGGGGACAGGGGCCCAGCUGGGGUCCCAGGACUCUUGGGGGAUAGGGGUGAGCCAGGUGAGGAUGGGGAGCCAGGGGAGCAGGGCCCACAAGGCCUUGGGGGCCCCCCGGGACUUCCAGGGUCUGCAGGGCUCCCUGGCAGACGUGGGCCCCCUGGGCCCAAGGGGGAGGCAGGGCCUGGAGGACCCCCAGGAGUGCCUGGUAUUCGGGGUGACCAGGGGCCUAGUGGCCUGGCUGGGAAACCUGGGCUCCCAGGAGAGAGAGGACUUCCUGGGGCCCAUGGACCCCCUGGACCUACUGGGCCCAAAGGUGAGCCUGGUUUCACAGGCCGCCCUGGGGGACCAGGGGUGGCAGGAGCCCUGGGGCAGAAGGGUGACUUGGGGCUUCCUGGGCAGCCCGGCCUGAGGGGCCCCUCAGGAAUCCCAGGUCUCCAGGGCCCAGCAGGUCCUAUUGGGCCCCAGGGACUGCCAGGCCUGAAGGGUGAACCGGGCUUGCCAGGACCCCCUGGAGAGGGGAAAGUGGGGGAACCCGGAGUGGCUGGGCCUACAGGGCCUCCUGGGGUCCCCGGUUCCCCAGGACUCACCGGCCCUCCUGGGCCUCCCGGGCCACCUGGUCCCCCUGGAGCCCCCGGGGCCUUUGAUGAGACUGGCAUCGCCGGCCUGCACCUGCCCAAUGGUGGAGUGGAGGGCGCUGUGCUGGGCAAGGGGGGCAAGCCACAGUUUGGGCUGGGCGAGCUGUCGGCCCACACAACGCCUGCCUUCACCGCUGUGCUCACUUCGCCCUUCCCCGCCUCCGGCAUGCCUGUUAAAUUUGACCGGACUCUCUACAAUGGCCACAGUGGCUACAACCCAGCCACUGGCAUCUUCACCUGCCCUGUGGGCGGGGUCUACUACUUUGCUUACCAUGUGCACGUCAAGGGCACCAAUGUGUGGGUGGCCCUGUACAAGAACAACGUGCCAGCAACGUACACCUACGAUGAAUACAAGAAGGGCUACCUGGACCAGGCAUCUGGCGGGGCUGUGCUCCAGCUGCGGCCCAACGACCAGGUCUGGGUGCAGAUGCCGUCGGACCAGGCCAACGGCCUCUACUCCACUGAGUAUAUCCACUCCUCCUUUUCAGGGUUCUUGCUCUGCCCCACAUAA
Molecule: messenger RNA, 2157 nt
Organism: Panthera uncia (snow leopard)
Lineage: Eukaryota; Metazoa; Chordata; Mammalia; Carnivora; Felidae
Gene: COL8A2
Product: collagen type VIII alpha 2 chain
Exons: 2
Coding region: 37-2157 (706 amino acids)
Molecular function (GO): protein binding
Source: RefSeq, a predicted model, not a curated record